CACGGCUAUCUUCGAGUUUUCUGACUUCAACUGGAAGAACAGGUCAGGGCAGUAAGCUACGAGUCCGACUAACAAUUCGCGCUCUGAGAAUACAGAUUUUGCCCACCCUUUUCAGAGCGGGAGCGUGAGGCUAUCGCCGGCGAUUUCCCCGCCGCCGCAGAAUCAUCGACGCCGUGAAUCAGAAUGAUGAAAAGUGCGGACAAGAAAAGGAAGAAGGAGAGUAAGAAGUGCGAGUUUGAAUUCUGCAAAGUAUGCAAUCUCAAUCACGACCACGGCAACCGCCACAAGUACUUCCCCAACCACACCAAAUCGCUCUCCACUUUCCUCCAUCGGUUCCAGACCAAGCUCUCCGACAUUCGCUUCUUCCUCAGAAACCCUACCAUUCUCCGUCCCGAGCUCGCCUCUCGCAAUCGCUUCUGGUGCGUCGUCUGCGAUGCUGAAGUCGACGAGAUCGGUAGCUCAUUCGCCUGCGCUAAUGCAAUUAAUCACCUUGCAAGUGCGGAUCAUGCCAAAAAAUUGAAGCAUUUUCUAUGGAAAUAUGGUGGUGGGAUGGAUCACGCCGACAACUUUCGGUUCUCAGAAGCUGAUUUAGCCAAGUGGGAGAAGAAGUGCCAUUCACUGAACGACGGAUCUUCAUCAUGUAGUGAUCGAACUAAUGGGCUGCAAAUCGGACCUUCAAAUGAUAUCCAGAAUGAGCUCAGCUAUAAGAGCAUUAAUGACUUUGAAAACAAUAAUUUGGGUCCUCUUACUCCAAAAUUUCUAAAUAAUGUUUUGCCUUUACAAUACAAUACGCAUAAGUAUCAGAUAUCACAGUCAGGACACCCAGCAACAGCCGCUGAUGGUAGAAUUGUUUGUGGUGCUCACAUCACUGCAUCUGGAAAUGCUUGUUCAGCUUCAGACAGGUGGAAUUCAAACAACAUAACAGGUUGGCAAAACAGUCAGCAUUGCAUCCCUCACACAGAUGCGGUUGGCACAAGUAAUUUUGGGAAUGGAGGAGUAAGUGUACUUCUUACUCCAUUUGACCUUUCAUUCAGGGUAAACACAUGGCCAUUGGAGGGAGCAAUUUACACGGUUUGGCUAGUAUUGCUCAAGUCUCUGUCAUGGCUCCUGGGCUGGCAGAAGGAAAUGUGCACACAGGAGCACCUCCUCCUUGGCUUGAGAUGACAGUGGAACAUCAUCCUGAGGAUACCUCUGUUCCUCUGUCUAGUAAGAAAGGGAAAUCCAAAUUGAAUCCAAAACGGGUGGGUGCAGCUUGGGCAGAAAAGAGAAAAGCCGAACUUGAGAUGGAGAAGAGAGGAGAGAUUGUCAACAGUGAUUGUGGCCCCAACUGGUUACCAAAUUUUGGUAGAGUUUGGCAGUCUGGAAGUCGCAAGGAAUCUCUCAAAGAAUUUGAAAGUGAAAAACCGGAGCUUCCCAAAGUUGAAGUUGAUCCUGAAAUGCCGAUUACACUACGACCUUACGUCAGUAAGCGAAUGCGAGAAGAUACAAAUGAGUGAUGGAAAAUGUAGUUUGCGGUGUAUGAUUGAUGAGGAGUGUAACUGAUAGUAAGUUGACGUUAUUCUUUCUGUGGAGGUGAAUUGUGUCCGGUUGUCAAUGGAGAAGACAGUCAUGGGCCCGGAUGGAAUGUGGCAACCAAAUGGAAUGGAGAAGGAAUGUAUAUCGGGCAUGCCAAAGAUUGAAGGUGAAAUGUGGCUGUUAGGAAUUUAACUCAGGAAACAGAAGUUCAAUUUUGUUGUUGUAAGUAGUAAACAGCCUUGCCUUUCCACUUGCUCUCUACUGCAUCUUCCUGUGCAACACUCAACUCUACCUCCUACAGCAAGAUCACAAGGUCACUUCUCUGUGAAACCAGACACCGUUUCGUCUUUGAACACUAGUUUGGAACUGUUAUUUUAAUGAGAAAAUUUGGAUUGUGGCACUAUUCUGUACAUGCA
Molecule: messenger RNA, 1931 nt
Organism: Linum tenue
Lineage: Eukaryota; Viridiplantae; Streptophyta; Magnoliopsida; Malpighiales; Linaceae
Source: the annotation of a GenBank genome assembly